Molecule: messenger RNA, 1407 nt
Organism: Talaromyces rugulosus
Lineage: Eukaryota; Fungi; Ascomycota; Eurotiomycetes; Eurotiales; Trichocomaceae
Exons: 2
Coding region: 1-1407 (468 amino acids)
Source: RefSeq, a predicted model, not a curated record
AUGCCAACCUCUCCUGCCUCGGCCGAUUCUUCGGCUCCAGUUUCUCCUGCCUUUUCACCUUUCUCGCUGUCGCGAUUGCAGCCCAAGUUUUCCAGCUCUGUUUCCUCUCUGAUCCCGCCGCCUGGCAUGGGCAUCUCCAUGGAACGCACGGGCUCCUUGCCAAUUCAAUUGCGCGAGGUGAAAGAGGAGACCUACAACAGACCAUGCAGAAUCCUCGAAAAUGACUAUUUUGAAGGCUAUUUCCUCGACCAGUUCACCGGCGAGCCCCAUGAGAUGGUGAAUGAUGACCACUACUUGGCUGAAAACAUCUACAACAUGGACUACUCCAGGCAACGUUCCGAGAGCUUGUCGUCCAGAGGUCUUCCCCGAUUUGGCUCCACAAUUUCUUCCAUGUCUUCGCGCUGGAAAUCGAAACGGUCAUUCGAGAGCGAUGCCUCACUCAUGAACAGUUUGCGGUCCCGAGCCAGUUCCACCUCGUCAGCCAUGCGCAAGACUGUUUCAUCCGAAGACGCUCGGCCUCCCCAUCGGCUUUCUCACGAAUCGACGCGCCUCAGCAACCGUAGCCUGGGCGUCAUUGACAUUGAGAAAGCAAACCGCGCAAGCAUGGACGACGAAGCCGAGCUGGAAGCCAAGCCUAGCACGCCGCUGCUUCCCCCCACGUUAAAUACUUAUCAAACCUCGGCGCCCGACUCCGGGGUUGCUUCGCCUUUGCAGUCCCCGUCGGUUGCAGACGUGUCCGAGUUGAAUGAUUUCCCCGCAAUUCCGAGCACGCGCAGCUCUACCCAUCGCUCUCCCCCUUUGUCAUCCAAGCCGUCAAUGACGUCGUUGAACAGAGCCAGAGGAGCCACCCUGCGCACCAUAUCUGGCGAAGGCGUUCCCCCUCUGGUGAUUUCAGAAGGCGACGAUGAAUGGGCAUCCAAACUGGGACACGCCAAUUUCAGUAUUCACCCAGAACCGUAUAUCCCUGAGACGAUUGAUGCUUUUGCCUUUCAGAGAUUCCGGGAGAACUGGCUGCUCGCCCGUUGCAAUUAUGCCAAGCACCUGGUGCGCACCGGCGAACACUAUGGGGAAACCUCAAUGAUCUAUCAGUUCACCAAGGACAAACUAGACGCGAUUGAGACCGAAUGGAAGCAAAAUUUCGAAGCGUUUGCUGCCAAUGAUGUUCAGCUUGUGGCUACUCUAAGUGCAACCGAGCAGGCAUGCAGUGAAAGCAUCAAGGUCCCUCAUCUGUACAACAACGAAAAGUUCCCCGAACUCGGCGACGAAGAAAUCGUGGGACCAAUGUCAGUUGGACCAGCGCUCCAGAGCCCGACUAGAAGCAGGUCUCCGCGGCGCCGCAAUGUCUUUCAAAUCUUGCACGACCUCGUCAACCGAACACAGCCCCAAGUGACUGCGGCUCAGGCCUAG